This is a messenger RNA of Symbiodinium sp. CCMP2456, 670 nucleotides long. The record is from the annotation of a GenBank genome assembly. Lineage: Eukaryota; Dinophyceae; Suessiales; Symbiodiniaceae.
GCCGGUUGUGUACCAGCAUGCUCACAAAAUGCAUCACUACUUGCACGACUCCACUGCCUUUGAUGCCCACAUCUACGGCAGUGGCAUGAACGAGGAGUUUUUUUGGAUCCUCGCAGAGACGUUGCCCUGUCUCCUCGCGCCCAGUGUCUUCUUCCCAUAUUUUCUGAAUGUCGACACGCUGUAUUCGUCCUGGACCAACAAGUCUUCCCACACGCGCACGGCGGAUGAGAAGGAGUAUGGCUUUUGCGACGAGGCGAACUUCCAUGCCGAUCACCACACCCUGCACCGGGCGAACUUCGGAUCGUCACAGGGCAUUCUGUUGGAUGUCUAUUUCGGCACAGCAGGUGCCAACACCCGGGGCGCAGCAGGCCUGACCUACGAACGGAAAGAGCAUCCUAGCGACCCGGAGAAGCUCGUCAUCCGCAUCGAGCGCGCAGAAGGCUCCCUCCGGGUUGCGAGCACGGCGGCGGCGCCGGCCGUCACCCAGGACAACGCGGACGAGAGCACUUGCGCAAGCAGUGAGCGUGUCGUUUCCGAGGCCGAGCUGGCGUCGAAGACCACAGAGGAGGAGGGAAUAUGGAUUGCCAUCGACGGCGACGUGCUGGACGUCACGGCUUUCCACAAGCGACAUCCGGGUGGCAGCGACGUCCUCCUACAGUACGCCGGGGCC